UAUGAAUCGUUUCUCGCGUGUUAUCCCAUGAGAUAAUCUCCAAAGUUUAUAGCGGUGAUAAAGACUACAAAGUCAAGAUGAAACAGGGAUAAGUAACAAGUACAACUCUGUUUUUUCUAUUCAUAAGAUCCAGUUCGCCAAACGGUGCUUUGGGGGACCCCAGAUGUGAAAUAUCGGCGCGUGACCAGCGCCACCAGCUAAGGUGGCCUGCAGUUUCCCCUCAUCCCUUCACCACUACACCCGCUAAGCUGCUCGUUGCUAGCCCGCCGUGAAUUUUCUCCCGAAACCGACCGAAAGCCAUGGUACGGCUUGGCUAGUUAUUCCCAGUGUCUUUUCUUCUCCCCACGGUGGCUGACCGCCACGCCCGUCGGAGGUUUCUCAAUGGGAACAAGAAAAGCAAGCCUCGGCGGUACAGCCACCUUUGAUGGGGAGCAUCCGUCGGCUAGAGUGAGAGAACGGCUAUGUAAGGAGAUAUAAGACCCCGGAGACAAUUGGAGCUUCAAUAUUGGGCUGCCAAGAGCGCAUGGGGGCACGACAUAUCAGCUGUGCAGCGUCUGCUAAAUUAUGCGGGAGCCGCAUACAACAUGUGCCCGCAUAAAACGAAGGGGUUGAUCCCUAGCGAGCAUCGCAUGAUUUCGGCUGGGGAGUCGAGAGGGACUGUGUUGAUGGCAGUAGCCGCGCAUAUUAGAAGAAUAUCAUCCAUCAAACGAAUUUCCCAAAGCGCGUACUUUUAAGUAUCUUUUUUGUCGAUUGUUAUUUACUAGGAAAUAGUUUAUACUUAUUGCUCAACAUGUCGUGCUGUUCUUGUUUCGCUGCCCCAUUCACUACACACAAACGAAGCGCUAAUCCAGAGAGCACAGUACUUUGAAGGUCAUCGCCGACCGGUUAAUGAUUGUUCUUUGAAAACUUCUGAUGAAAUUCAAAAGUUGUAGCUCAUCAAUUCGUAGCAAUAUCAGCUGAAUGUCCAGACAGGCUAUUCGGGCGGGCGUUGAUUCGGAGUUUCGGUCGCGUAUUCAGUCGGGUAAUCGAUCGGGUAUUCAAUGCGCGCUCUUACAAUCUCUCGUAUACCACCAACUCUAUCCGCGAUCGGCUCUUUGUGAGGACACAGAUGGUCGAGGAGAUGGGUUUUUACUGCCGUUAAAACGCACCUCAGGGCUAUAAAAGGCGGAGGGGCCGUCACCAUCCUGAGUGAAGAAUCAAGAGCUCAUUAAGCAAUACUGCAACAUGUUGACCACCGACCAAGUCCAAUCUUUCCACGACAACGGCUUUCUGCACAUCAAGGGGCUGCUCUCCAAAGAAGAAGCAUCUAAGUAUCGACAAGGGAUACAUUCACUCUUCGACAGAAUUGACAGCAAAUCCUAUGAUGCAACUUGGGGCAGUGCCGGAGAACGAGGCGCGACUCAGCUUCAACAUUGCCACGAUGUACAGUUCUACGAUGCCGUGUUUGGUGCGUUGAUCAUGGAUGAGCGCUUGACCGGCGCAGCAUCUGAUCUUAUCGGAUCUCCCAACGUGCAGCUGCACCAUACCAAGGCAUUUGUCAAGCCACCGGAAAAAGGUUCCCCAUUCCCUUUACACCAAGAUGCGCCAUUCUUCCCUCACGAACGCGAGUCCAUGAUUGCUGCCAUUAUUCACUUCGACGACGCAUAUGAGAAGAAAGGUUGCGUCCGUGUCAUUCCUGGCACCCACAAGCAGGGUAUUCUACCACACAUUAGCGAAGGCAACUUUCACCUGGAUAAGCGAGUAUACCCAAUCGAGAAUGCUAUUCCUGUCCCCGCUGAAGCUGGCGAUGUCCUGUUCUUAUCAUACUUGGUUAUUCAUGGCUCCGGAGUCAAUGAGAGCAAUGAACCCCGGACGACACUGCUAAUUCAGAUGAGAGAUCCAGAGGACCUGCCUACUGUAGAAACUCAUCUUUCCAAGGGUCAAGGCACGAUGCUGAGAGGUAUCGAUCCUUACGCUGGCAAACCCAAGACGAAACCUGCGGCGCCGUCGAACUCUAUGGGUGGCUCAAUGGGAGGUAUGAUGGGAGGUUCAAUGGGGAAUUAAUUCUAACAAAUCUAUGAAAUAAAUAUAUUUAAUUAGUCGCAUAAAUAUGUAUG
Molecule: messenger RNA, 2096 nt
Organism: [Torrubiella] hemipterigena
Lineage: Eukaryota; Fungi; Ascomycota; Sordariomycetes; Hypocreales; Clavicipitaceae
Source: the annotation of a GenBank genome assembly